This is a messenger RNA of Leptidea sinapis, 1829 nucleotides long. RefSeq names its product zinc finger protein 845-like. NCBI's taxonomy places the organism in Eukaryota, Metazoa, Arthropoda, Insecta, Lepidoptera, Pieridae. The coding region runs from base 1 to 1422 and encodes 473 amino acids. The record is from RefSeq and is a predicted model, not a curated record. The transcript is spliced from 2 exons.
AUGAGGGAAGUUAAUGACGCACGAAACAAUCUCGUAUGUGGUAAAACUUUCGAUGCGUUAAAUCAUUUGAAGAAGCAUAAGCAAAUUCAUAUUGGUGAAAAGUCGUAUUUGUGUAACGUUUGUGAUAAGAGUUUCAAUAAAUUUAAAGAUUUGAGAAUACAUUAUAGAACACAUACUGGCGAAAAGCGAUUUUCGUGUAAUGUUUGUAGUAAAAGUUUUAAACAAUCUGGUACUUUGAAGGUACAUAAGAGAAUACAUACUGGUGAGAAGCCGCAUUCGUGUAGUAUUUGUGGUAAGAGUUUCAAUCAAUCUAGUGUAUUGAAAAUUCAUAAAAGAAUACAUUCUGACGAAAAGCCGUUUUCAUGUAACGUUUGUAAUAAGAGUUUUAAACAUUCUAGUUAUUUGAAAUUACAUAAUAGAGUGCAUACUGGUGAAAAGUCCUAUCCGUGCAAUGUAUGUUUUAAAAGUUUUUAUCAUUCUAGUAGUUUGAAAAGACACAGUAGAGUUCAUUCUGGUGAAAAGCACUUUUCGUGUAAGAUUUGUGGAGAGAGUUUUAUUGACUUUGAUGCUUUGAACAGCCAUAAUAGUAUACAUACUGAUGAAAAACCGUAUCCGUGUAAUAUGUGUGGAAAAAGAUUCAGUCGGUCUCGUUAUUUGAAAAUACAUAAUAGAAUGCAUACUGGUGAAAAGCCGUAUUCGUGUAAUGUUUGUGGUAAAGGUUUCUAUCAAUCUGCUAUUUUGAAAAGACAUAGUAGAACUCAUUCUGGUGAAAAGCCGUAUUCGUGUAAUGUUUGUGGUAAAAGUUUCUGUCAAUCUGGUAUUUUGAAUAGACAUAUUAUAAUUCAUUCUGGUGAAAAGCCGUAUUCGUGUAAUAUUUGUGGUAAAAGUUUCUCUCGAUCUGGUAUUUUGAAAAUACACAGUAGAAUUCUUUCUGGUGAAAAGCCGUAUUCCUGUAAUAUUUGUGGUAAAAGUUUCUAUGAAUCUUAUAAUUUAAAAAUACACAGUAGAAUUCAUACUGGCGAAAAGCCCUAUUGGUGUAACGUUUGUGGUAAGAGUUUCCGUCAACCUAAUAAUUUGAAGAUACAUAACAGAAUUCAUACUGGUGAAAAGCCGUAUUCGUGUAACGUUUGUGAUAAGACUUUCUAUCGAUCUGGAGGCUUGAGACUACAUACUAGAUUACAUACUGGCGAAGAGCCAUAUCCGUGUAAAAUGUGUGGUUUAAGAUUCAGCCGGUCUUGUGAUUUGAAAAUACAUAACAGAAUACACACAGGUAAGGAGCCAUAUUCGUGUAAUGUUUGUGGUAAAAGUUUUAAUAGAUCUCAUGCGUUGGGAAUACAUAAAAAAAUACAUACUGGUGAAAACCGAUAUAAAUCUAGUUAUUUGAAAGUAUAUAAUAGAAAGGAUGCUGGUGAAAAGACGUAAAGUAUUUAAAUCUUUAUAAUUGAUUUCAUUACAAUAUACCUUCGAUGAAUGAAUUCCUGUACACGCCAAAGUAUACCAAAUACCAAGAAUAUUUUGAAUUUAUUGAAUGUGAUAGAAGGAAUUAGAAGGACCUACAACUGUUUAAUAAUGACAGUAGUGCUUCAAGCUCUGAUACCAAUAUAUAAAUGUCAAGUGACUUUAUUAUUACUUCCAUAAUUACUUAUCAUUUAGAAUGAGUACUUUUAAAAGGACGAAGUAUACUUUGUUUUACUUACCAAAUAUUUAUUUAUUAUGAGAAAAAAUUGCUAGUAUUGGUUUUCAUUGUAUUUACUCGUGAAAAGACAUAUUUUUUUACUGUCUGUUAGGAAAUUAUAUUAGGUUUUACUUAAUACUGGUAAACAGGCGAA